AUGACAAACACAAGACUCCAUGGAAGCUAUAACUCACAAAACACAUUAUUACAACAGAAGGUAAGUGAUUCUCGUGAUCACAAAAUAUGGGACUGUGAGAGUGCUCUCUACGAUUCUUACGAGCUCGUCGCUUUUGCUCACAUCAUCGAACGCAAACUGCUGCCUUUCUCUCCUUCUCACGUUCGGCCGCCCCGUUUGAAUCUACGAGCUGUGAUGGACAAAGAUAAAGAAGAAAACUCAUAUGCUUCUUCUAAGACGACCACAGGUUCUAGUCAACGGAGAAAACAUUGGUGGAAUAGAAAGAAUAAUUACGAAAUUAAGAAAGAAAUCAAGAAGAGAAUGUUACCUAGUUGUUUUUUAUGCUGUACUAAGUCUUAG
Messenger RNA from Eruca vesicaria subsp. sativa (arugula), 378 nucleotides. The record is from the annotation of a GenBank genome assembly. NCBI's taxonomy places the organism in Eukaryota, Viridiplantae, Streptophyta, Magnoliopsida, Brassicales, Brassicaceae.